Messenger RNA from Halichondria panicea, 1501 nucleotides. RefSeq names its product neurotrypsin-like. Gene Ontology annotation, cellular component: membrane. The record is from RefSeq and is a predicted model, not a curated record. Lineage: Eukaryota; Metazoa; Porifera; Demospongiae; Suberitida; Halichondriidae. The transcript is spliced from 6 exons. Bases 124 to 1041 code for a protein of 305 amino acids.
CAGUAUACAUUCUGAUUGUUUUGUUGUACAUUCAUGCAACACUGUUGUAUGAACAUUUAUAAAAGUGUAAGCUCCACUGUCUCAUAGUUGAAGACUCUAAUAAGACUAUAGUGAGAUAUAAAUAUGAAUACUCUACCACUAUUGAUUGUAAUUCUUGUUGCCAGUUCUGAAACUGUUCAAGGCUGCAUUGAUGGAAAGGUACAGAGACUAGAUGAUGGUAGAGUCAAUAUUUGCUCUGAUCAAGAAUGGAAAACUGUAUGUGAGAAAAACCCUGAUGGUAGAUGGAAUGUCCGUAAGACUAAUGUCGCCUGCAGGCUGCUCGGCUACGCAGAUAAUGGUGCAACUGUGAAUCGAAUGUGCUCAAAUAAAACUGCUCAGACUAAUUACAUUAAAGUUCAAAAGUGCAAUGGAACUGAGAAUUUUCUCGAAGAAUGUGGAAUAGCCUCAACCGAUUUUGAGGAUUGUCGAAGUAAUAAUUGCAAUAAUGGUCAGCAAAGAAUUCCUCUAAUAACUUGUCUACCAGUGAACUGCACUAACGGGACUAUAAGACUGGUGGAUGGAUCCACUGACAGAGAGGGACGAGUGGAGGUGUGUGUGGGCGGUCGCUGGGGAACUGUUCAAACAAACAAUUUGCAAAUGGUUGAAUUUGUUUGCUCUACACUGGGUUUCCCAACUGAAGGUUCAAAAGCAGUCAGUACUUUUGGCCAUGGAACAGCUCCAAUAAGAAGCUGUGUAAUAAUAAACAGCAUCAUUCACUGUGUGGACAUUGCAGAUGACAAUUCCUUUGAGCUUGGAGUUGUAUGCAAGACACACGUUGGUGAUUCGAUAUCUGCAGUCUUGGGAGGAGUGAUUGGUCUUCUGGUGGUUGCACUCCUAGGACUUGCUAUUGGAUUGACUGUAACUUGCUGUGUGUUGGGGAAACGCAGGUCACAGAAACAGCAACAAACAGAGUACAGCAUUUCUCAAAGGCAAGAACUCUCAACAAUUCUACAACCAAUCGAACAACUCAGUACACAAUGUGAGCACGGAAACACGCGAUGAACACAGCUCCAGUGGACCGAUCUACGAAUAAAUUGACAAUGGCAAUCAACAAGACCACACCUACUCAAUACUCGAACGCGAUGAAAGCCCAGAUUGUUACUCAACACAGCUCAAUGAUAUAGACAAAGAGCAGAGCUACCAUGUUGUGGAGAGUGAAAGGUGUGAGUGUGUGGAGGGGGCGGGGUGUGACAGUGUGUACAGUGAGGCUAGUAGCGGCGAGGUAACAAACAAUGUCGAGCAAAACGGACAACAAGGUGUGACUGUGUGAAGAGGAGUACUCCACACUCAAGCAUUGAGAGAACUGAACAUGCUCCGAAUAAUUAUAGGGUUUGUAUGAGUUAUUUUUUACUUUAUAGUGUUUCCUGUAUCAGCCAAUGGAAUUUUAUUUUGUAAAAUGAGCAAGCAUCAGUUUGUUUAGUGUCAGGUCCCUGAUAACAAUAACAUAUUUUAAGAAUCCUAA